GGUUUCCGGUUCCGGCGAGGGCAAGUUGGGCUGCGGCGAGGCGGCAUGGGCGCGCGGACAGGACGGCAGUAGUCUCGGGCCGUCUCCUGGUAACCGCCGCCAUGGCCGAGCGGGAGCACCAGAGCCUCGAUGAUUUCUUCGCCAAAAGAGACAAGAAGAAGAAGAAAGACAAAACCAAAGUGGCGAAGGCAGGGCCGGCCGCGCCGCCCAAAGCUGCCGUGGCGGCCGAGCCCGUGGCCUUGUCGGCCGAGCCUGCACCGGCCCCGGCCUCGGCCCCGGAGCCGGCCGUGACUGCGGCCUCGCUCACCGACCCGGCCGCGGCGUCCGCUGACGCGGCGCCGGCAACGGCCCCCGCCCCGACCGGAGUCGCCAAGAAGCCUAAGAAGGAGAAGGAGCGGAUGGCGAAGGGGGAGAACCAGGACCCGCAGCAGGAGCGGCCCAGGGAGGAUGAGGAAUGGAAGGAGUUUGAACAAAAGGAAGUUGAUUACAGUGGUUUAAGGAUCCAUGCCUUACAAAUCAGUGAUGAAAGAGAGGAAGAAGAUAAUGAGAAGAAAGAAGAUCAAGAUGAGGAUGGAGAGAAUAUCUCGUAUAGAGAAGGGGAUAGGACCAUUGGACCUUGGAACAAGAUAACGCCAGUGCAGGCACCUGUCACUGUAGUUGAAGAAGUCCCAGAAGCAAAACCAUCUGGUGUAUAUCGGCCUCCUGGAGCCAGAUCGGGUAAUGUGAGAAGAACACAAUCACAAGGACCACCCGAGAUCUUCAAUGAUGCACAGUUUCCAUCCCUACAAGCAUCAGCAAAGCAUGUAGAAACCAGAAAAGAUAAAGAAAUGGAAAAGACCUUUGAGAUGGUGAAAUACAAAAGCAGAGCCAGAGAGGAUGGUUCUAAAAAUCAGUCCGUUCAGCUAGAACUUGGCAACCAGUUUGCUGUUCUUGAAGAGCAGUAAAUAUUGGUGCAUAUUUUACAGACUGCUGCUCUGUGUUCCAUCCCAGGUAACUAAGCAACAUGGAACCCACCUGUCUUCACAUAAUGCCAGAAAAAUGUUUAAUUGAGGUGGCAUAGGCUUCUGUGGACAAACGAGGCAUCUGCAAGGCAUCAUGGGAAUUUUAAGCUUGAAGCACAAUAACUGCUGUCAUCUGCUAUGGACUCGAAUUGAUACAAGGGUUUGAAUGAAGUGUCAGUCUUGGAAUGACAUUUUUUUGGAUAAAGAUUGAAAAUGCAGCCAUUAAGUGGUCCAUUUGUUUAUAAUCCUGCUUUCUAGUUGAAUGUUGAGCCUCAAAGGUGACUACCUCAGUUUGGCAGUGAGAACUGUGGACACCAUUUUGACCGUACCUCGUUUGCCAUCACUUUUUUAAAGGAGUGUUACAACACUAGUUCAACAUUAUAGAGUAUUAAUCUGCUAAAUUCCUGGGAGCAGAAAUAGAAAUUGUAUGACAGUCUACAAAUUGAAUUUGAGGCUGCAUAACAUUAAGUGACCUUACCGUAAAAUAAAAAUCUUGUGUGGCAUCUAUUAAAACAUCUGGUUUUCAAGUUGGGGCUAGGUGGUUGCAUGCAAAAGCUUGGACUGCAUCACCUCCUUGCUUAAGAUUAUUCACAGUCUGUUUUUGGAAAUAAUGCAGAAAUGAAAUACACAGCAGUGUCCUUCUCCAAGUAUCCUUGAUGCUCAAAGAACUAUAAUCUAACUUGGAUCUUGGGUAAAUAUUCAUUUGAGAUUUACAUUUACUUUUUAAGUGGCAACACUCGCAAGACCACACAGUCCUCAAAUCUUCAACUUUGUAAGAACGGUAGAAAACUAAAGUGGUGACCAACAGUUAAAACCUAGAAAUGGGGGACGGGAAAACAGGGAUUUGCAAACAAGUGUUCCUUUUAGAAUUAUUUGCAUAAUCUCACCUGAACAAUCAAAAUCUAGUGUUUGUUAUGUGACAUGAAUGAUGACACUUGUCACAAUCUCUGGAGGUUGAAUUUAAUUCAUCCUACUUUUGUGUAUUUAUAUAAUUAACUAUUAUGAAACCUUAACAAGGGGAAAAUAAAGCUUAAGGUUACAGUUCAAAAAUGACAACUGUACAACUAUUUAUGAAGACUGGUACAGUAUUUUCUUAAAGCUUUAAGACCACUUUUAGAAUUGGGCAUAGUGAAAUAAGUGCAUCUUAGGCUCUGACCAGUUGCAUUUUGAAAUUCCCUUCCUUUUAACUUGCAAUAAAACUAAUUCUCUCUUCAAGAACUAACAGCAACACUUGGUAGGCAUUAUUGGAUUGUUUUAACAUGCAGAUUUAGAACCUAUUUUGUGCUAUACAAAUGGAACAGCAGCUAUUGUCUGAACAUAUUUGAAUCCUGGGCAUGUAUUAUGGCUGUACUGGUGGAAAAAGAAAUAAAUCAAUAAAUCUGCAACAUGUGAAUAUUUUGUCUCUUUAUAAUGGCUAUAAAUUGCUGCAGGAUUAGUUGGAGCAAUAACUAUUGGAUUUUUGUGAUUUGUGCCUCAAUCUUUUGCAAUAGGUGACAUGGUAAGGUUGGGGUGGGGGGAAGAAAGAUAAUUCAACUGAUACUCUCAGUUGCAGGCCUGUUUCAUGUCAGCUACUAGAACGACUACACUCCAUUGAGGUAUGUCUAUUGGUAGCAGUUGGCAUUGUACUGGGAUUUAACUUGGUUUUCAAAACAUUGUAUAACAGAGGACAUUUUUCAGUAUUGUAUCCAAAGUCAUUUUUUGUUCAUGAAGUUAACAGUGAAAAUGUGCUUGGACAUCUUAUUUUAUACUACAAGGAGACUUCCUGUAAUAAGUGAGAAUAGUUGCAGAGUUUCCAUUAUAGUUUAAGGGACACCUGCCACCAUAUCUCUUCAGUCCCAUAUUCUCGUACAGUUGAAGGUAAUCAUACUGCCAGUGCAUUGCCUGUGAGAGCAAUUGAAAAAGACUUUAACCAAUUUCAUUUGUUUGAGAAGAAGUUUUUAUCUAAAAUUAAGUAUCAGCCUCGUAACAAUUACUCAGCUUAGUCGAAUCCAGUGCAUACUUCUAAUGCUUCUUGUAUACUAAUCAAAGUUUAUCAGUUGCUGGGCAAAACAAGUUGAAAUGCUGACAAUCUAAAAUAAAACACUGCUGCAAAUGCACAAUUGGGUUUUGCAGUCAGUAUUGAAAAGUGGCAGUAAAUCAAAUAGCAAAGCAAACAAUAGCUGCAAAUAGAAGGAGUACCAAAGGUCAAAUGGCAGUUCUAAUAUGAUUUAAUGCAACAAUGUAUUUGAUGGGUUAGUGAGGCUGAAGACUGCUACAUCCCCCAGGCCAAGCUACGAUGAUUCUCUUUUAAUGCAUUGAUCAGAUCUUGCACAGUAAUUUUUUCACUGUUUCAAACGAAACACAUGUAAGUGGAAAAGGCGGAGGAAUCGAAGAAUAAAGGUUUAUGGCCAGUGUUUAAUUGGUAUAUAAAAUGGAAUAUGAGAUGAAAUAUUAAGCUAUUUAAAUGUGGAACAAGAUUAUAAAAUGAACCUUGAGGGGAAAAAUACUAAACAAUCGAAUAUCUCAUUCUCCUACCUUAUCUAGUAGGUUCUUGAGGUUUCAAAAUCUAGUUGGACGUUGAACUGCAGUUGUUUAAAAGUAAAGAGUUAACUUGACAGUCCAGCAUCUUGUGAGCAAAAAUCAUGGGUGGAUCCAGCAGGAAUCUUGUCUGCCUCAUGACUUCAUACUACAUAAAGCUCCACAAUAUGGAUGUCAGAAACGUAUUCCGAGUGUAAAGCUGAGACCUUUGGCUAACCCUGAAGUAUGUGGAGGCUUAAUCUGAAGAAUUGGGCAAGACCUCACCAAGGCACUGAUGAGUAACUGUGGAAGAUGCAGCCAGAUCUAGAGUGCUACAAUAUUGUUCAGACUUGGUGCUGGAAAACCAAUGAAGGUUGAAAGAUACUGCUAUCAUUUCUCUUGGAGCAGUGACAGCACUUAAUGCAUUCAGCUGUUGAGUUGGAAUUGUUUCACAUGCAGUGUAAACCAUUAAAGUUCUAAAUUGAUUACUUCUA
Molecule: messenger RNA, 3991 nt
Organism: Pristis pectinata (smalltooth sawfish)
Lineage: Eukaryota; Metazoa; Chordata; Chondrichthyes; Rhinopristiformes; Pristidae
Gene: cdv3
Product: carnitine deficiency-associated gene expressed in ventricle 3
Exons: 7
Coding region: 102-944 (280 amino acids)
Cellular component (GO): cytoplasm
Source: RefSeq, a predicted model, not a curated record